Messenger RNA from Athene cunicularia (burrowing owl), 1284 nucleotides. RefSeq names its product chromosome 5 C11orf94 homolog (gene FREY1). Lineage: Eukaryota; Metazoa; Chordata; Aves; Strigiformes; Strigidae. The record is from RefSeq and is a predicted model, not a curated record. The transcript has 3 exons. Bases 920 to 1213 code for a protein of 97 amino acids.
AGUUGUCCACCCUGGGAUGCGCUGUCCCUUAGAAGCCUUUUUCUCUAGCCGGUGUCAGGCAGGGCCCCACAGGUUGCUCAGCCUGUGCCUGUAGCCUCUGUAACUCCAGGUGCCCGUUUCAGUCCCCAGUUUCCUGGGGUUCCCUGGUGGGGAGAGAGAGCUGCAGUUUGCAGGCUGUGUGCUAAAAGGGUUUGCAGAAUGGCUGCCAGCCAGUGCUCAGGGGCUUGGCCAAGGGCAGAGGAGAAAUGAAGAGAUUAAUUCAGCAAAUACUGCUGUGCCACACUUAAUAAAGGAGCUAAGGAGAGGCCUGGACAGCCCUGGCCAUCUUUUGGCAUCUGCUCUGCUGCCUCAGGGACAGUUGAGGCAUCGAUUUGCUUAGGAUCCUUGGCCAGGACAAAGGAAUAGCCAGCUGGUGGCACUGGAUUACCCGCCCCCAGGCAGCUACCAGCCCUCUGCAGAGCUCAGGAGGUCACAGCGUCUGAAGUCGGGGGGGGAGCCCCACACAUCUGAAAUGGGCCACUGCAGCUGGGGACUGCAGGGCUUUGGCAGGGUGUGGGUUCUGUGCUGCCCCCUCAGCUGGCAGCAACGCAGCAGCGACAGUGUGGAAAAGCUGUGAGCAAGGGACUGUGCUCCAUUUGGGCUUUUAGCAGAGGAAGGUGAAGACCGCAAAGUCUGUGAAGCGUUGGGGAGGUUCAGUCCUGGUGACGGAGGUACUGAGAGGAAGGGGUUUGCUUUUGGAGGGACAGGGGAAAGAGCCCUGGCUCUGUGGCUGCAGGGGAGGGCAGGACCAGGCAGUCUGGGACCAGGAGCUUACGUGGCAGGAGAGGGUAGGCAGCAGCACCCGGGCAGGUGCUUGCCCCGCCCAGCUGGUGUCCCUGGGCCACCGCGGUGGCUCCUCUGUGACCUCACCGUGGAGCUGAUGUCCGGGUGCAGCAUGCGGUGCUGGCUCCUGCUGCUCACCCUGCUGCUGGGGGCUGCUCUCCCGCUGCCCCUGCGCCAGAGGGUCAGCUACUCAGUCCCUGAGGAUUUCUCUGCUCCCUUGGAGCUUCCACAGCAGCACUUUGGCCUGGUGGACGAUUAUGGCAUCAAACCCAAGCAACCUCGCUUCAGGACCCAGGUGGCCCAGGCACGGCCAGCAUGGCUGCACAAAGCUGGCAAGAGAAAACGUGACAAGCUUGACUUGCUGGAGUACUACUACGAUGCCCGCCUGUGAGCCAGCGUGCCACUGUGGCCACCGCAGCCCAGCCUCGGGGACCUCCCUGCCUGCCCUCUGCUGCUGCAGCA